AUUUUUAACAACAACAGCAUGUCCUUUAAUCUCGGAAACAAUGAUAGGAGCCCCGCUUUCGGAGGUUCUAUCUCGUCCAACAAAUCCAACAACAAUCGCGGUGGAGACAUGGUUCUGACACCAGAUCAUCCAGCUUGGUCCAGGGUUGGUGAGCAACAACGACAGCAACAGCAACAGCAGCCAAUACAGGAUCCUAGUGCGCCUUACACAGGCGGACGGGCGACUGCAGGUGCCAAUAACUUGGGUCCCUUCAGAGCAGGGCCCGAUUCCGAUUCUUACUUGCCCCCAGAUGCUGCUCCACAAGGUGCAAGAUUCGACCCUAUCAUGCCGGAUAAUGUUCAAGGACUACCUCAUCGCGGCCAUAGCAGUCAACAAAGAGAGAGUUCUUCUGGACUUGGUCAAGCAAGUGGAGAGCCUGAUUUUGAUGACCUAUUGCCUCCUCAAUAGGCAAAACAAAGGAAUAAAAGAAAAGAAUAAAAAGUCCUG
Molecule: messenger RNA, 486 nt
Organism: Lobosporangium transversale
Lineage: Eukaryota; Fungi; Mortierellomycota; Mortierellomycetes; Mortierellales; Mortierellaceae
Exons: 1
Coding region: 19-447 (142 amino acids)
Source: RefSeq, a predicted model, not a curated record